UCUAUUAAUUUUAAAUUUUUUUCAAAAUUUAUUUUUUUAUUCAAUCUAAAAUAUUGCUUAAUGUUUUUAGCUUUGUCAGACACUUUUUUACCUCAACAUUCAAUUACAGAGGAACAAUCAACAUCUUAUUCUGGUACAUUAUUUUCAUCUCCCGAAUCUCAAGAAUCCAAAAAAAAGCUUCUGAAAAACAGACGUACAAAAAACUGCGCUUGGACCAGAGAAGUUAGUUAAAAAUCAAUUUCCUAUGGAAGUUGGAAAAUACCAGCACAUGAUGUUCAAGAUGCUUUCAAAGGUUCUUGAAAAGCAAGAGCUUAUUUUAGCAUUAAACAAGCAACCACAAAGUAAUAUUGCAAUCAAGCAGUUAGAAACAAUUGCAGAGUUUGAGGACUUUAACAAAAGUUUAGUGGAUGAUUGUGUUAGACUUGAUUUGGUUAAACAACUCAGUUUUUUAUGUGCCGAAGAUUUUAAACAACUGACAAGAUUGGUCAUGAAUAGAUUAUUUACAAAUACCCUGUUGACACAGUUCAACUUAAAAGGUUCUGGCGGAAAGAUUGGUUUACAUUUAACCAAACUAUAUGAUGUAAUAGAAGAAGUAGUAAAAAGAAGGUUUGAAAAGGUUUCAAAUGCUGAAAUUAAAGAGCAAAUUAGACGUUUUUGUAAAAAUGCUCCUUCGCGGGAAAAAAAUAAAUAAAACGAAUUAUUCUUUUUUAUUUUUUCUGUAAAUUUUCAUAUAGAAAUCUUUUUUAUUUUGUGUAAAUUGUUAUAUAGAAAGAUAUUAAUUAACAAUCCAA
This is a messenger RNA of Hydra vulgaris (swiftwater hydra), 791 nucleotides long. The record is from RefSeq and is a predicted model, not a curated record. Lineage: Eukaryota; Metazoa; Cnidaria; Hydrozoa; Anthoathecata; Hydridae.